UCUUGGUGGCCGACACCGCCCGCCCGCCUAUUUCCACAGCGCUCGGAGGAAAUGGCUGCGAGACCCUAGAGGCCUGGGAGCGGAGGAGCUCGCUCAUGCGAGUGGUCUCACAAUAAUCUGCGUAGUUGGCAGCGACCUGCGACCGGCGGCAGCAGUGUUUGAGGCCCGACUGUUUGCUUGGACCAAGCGCUUACAACGCCGGGCUUUGUUUGUAUUCAAGACUACGGGGAAGUGUCCAAUUCCAGUGUUGGGCAGGUCUCCGUUCUGUGCCUCUGAUGUUCCUCUAGGAUGGGACCUGGUGUAAAGUCCAAGUCAUCACUGGUGUUCACGUGUGAUUGAAGCCUGGGCCGCUCGGGAAAGAGUUCUCAAGGUAUGGAUGAGAAAGGUGACCCAAGCAAUGAGGAAGCCCCCAAGGUCAUCAAACCCACCAGUAAAGAGUUUAGGAAAACGUGGGGGUUCCGAAGGACCACCAUUGCUAAACGAGAGGGCGCUGGGGACGCGGAGUUAGACUCUGUGGAUCAGCAGCCCCAACAGCAGCAGCAGAGCCUGUCCUUGCGACGCAGUGGGAGGCAGCCGAAGCGGACCGAGAGGGUGGAAGAGUUUCUCACGACAGUCCGGCGCAGAGGGAGGAAGACUGUGUCUGUCUCCCCUGAGGACCCCAGUGAGCCAACCUCCUGCCCAGUCACAGAUGUCGAAACCGCUUCUGAGGGGAGCGUCGAGAGCACCUCUGACAGUAAAAGUGGGCCCAAGGUCGGCCCCACGGGCAGUAAGGAACGACCAGCCUCAUCUGCAAAAGGCAAAGGAGGUGAUGGUGAAGAUGAUACCUCCGAUAGUGACAGCGAUGGGUUGACGUUGAAAGAACUUCAGAAUCGCCUACGAAGAAAGCGAGAGCAAGAGCCAGCUGAUCGGCCCCAGAAAGGUGUCCAGAGUCGCCUGAGAAAGAGGCGUCGGGAGGAGGAACUGACAGAAACUGUGGACAUGGAGAUGGCCAAUGCUGUGGAGAACUCCCUGCCCAGCCAGCAGGAGCCCACAGCUGAGCAGGCAGCGAGUGAUGACAGAGAGAGGAAGUCGGAAGGGCGGGCGGCCCAGGGGGUCAAUGAGGAGGACCCUGGAAGCUCGGUCAAGCAUAAGCCCGAGUGUGAGGUGUACGACCCCAACGCUCUGUAUUGCAUAUGUCGACAACCUCAUAAUAACAGGUUUAUGAUUUGCUGUGAUCGGUGUGAAGAAUGGUUCCAUGGCGAUUGUGUGGGCAUUUCUGAGGCUCGGGGGCGGCUCCUGGAGCGGAACGGGGAGGACUACAUCUGCCCCAACUGCACCAUUCUGCAGGGGCAGGACGAGCCUGCCUCAGAGACCGCCGGCCAGCAGGAAGCAAGGCUGCGGCCUGCAGACGCGGACGGCAUGGGCUGGACAAGCAUUGGGACCAUAGAACAGAAAUCCAGCGAAGACCAAGGAAUAAAGGGAAGAAUUGAGAAGGCUGCAAACCCGAGUGGCAAGAAAAAGCUCAAGAUAUUCCAGCCUGUCGCAGAGGCCCCUGCUGCUGCGAAGUGCAUUGGGCCCGGGUGCUCGAGAGUGGCACAGCCGGACUCUGUCUACUGCAGCAGCGACUGCAUUCUGAAACACGCCGCCGCCGCCAUGAAGUUUCUGAGCGCAGGGAAGGAGCCCAAACAAAGACCUAAAGAAAAGGCCAAGACAAAGCCAGAAAAGCUCAUUCUUCCCAAAUGUAGUGUUCAGGCAGGUGUUAAAGUCUCUUCUGUGCACAAGAGACCCGUUCCAGACAAGAAGGAAAACGCUGUGAAGAAGGCGGUGGUGGCCCCUGUUCGGAAUGAGGUCCUCGUGAAGGAAGCGACUUGUGAGAGCAGCACGCCGUCCUGGGCGAGCGACCACAAUUACAAUGCAGUAAAGCCAGAACAGACUGCUGCCCUGUGGCCGUCACUGUUGUGUAAAUCCAUGAAGGAGGACCGACAACUGGAAAACACCGCGGCCGCGAUGCCAAAGAAAGUGGUUGCUCCAGGCCCUGCUGCGGGCAGCAGACAGCCUGCAGGGCGGGGUAUCCUUCCAAAGAAGUCCCCUCCUUUCUCCAGCGUGGCCAAGCCAGUCAUCAGGAAGUUGCCCUCGGGCUUCAAGGGCACCAUACCCAAGAGGACGUGGCCCUCGGCUGCCCCCUCGGGCAGUGCUCCUGCCGCCAAGCAGGCCGGGCUGGUGCCUGGGGCUGCCGCGUCUGCUUCCAAAAAGCUGCCAGGCUCUGCUGCCUUGGUGGGAGCCACCAGGAAGCCCAUAGUGACCUCUGUCCCCUUGGCCUCUCCAGCCCCGGGGCGCCUGGGGACUCCGAGCACCGCCCCAUCACAGCCAAAUUCACAGAUUCGUCAAAAUAUAAGGCGCUCAUUGAAGGAGAUCUUGUGGAAAAGAGCCAGCGACAGUGACGACCUUGUAGUGACAGAGAGUGAAGUCGGAAAGGUGGCUCUCCACAUCGAGAAGGAGAUGUUCAACCUGUUCCACGUCACCGACAACCGCUACAAGAGCAAAUACCGCAGCAUCAUGUUCAACCUCAAGGACCCCAAGAACCAGGGCCUCUUCCAUCGCGUUCUGCGUGAAGAAAUCCCUUUGGCCAAACUUGUGAGAAUGAAGCCAGAAGAACUUGUGUCUAAGGAGCUUUCCACGUGGAAAGAGAGGCCGGCCAAACCCGCGAUGGAGCCCAGAGCAAAGCUGCAGCAGGAGGGCAGGAGGAGCGCCGCCCGGCAGGAGGCCGUCCCCGACCUGGGAGACUCCCCGCCCGUGUCGGACUCCGAUGAGCAGGAGUCGGUCCGUGCCGUCCCGGAGAAGAGCGCUGCGCCCCCUCUGGACGUCUUCAGCAGCAUGCUGAAGGACACGACCAGCCAGCACCGCGCCCACCUCUUCGACCUCAACUGCAGGGUUUGCACAGGUCAGGUUUCAUCAUCAGAAGAUGAACCAGCUCCGAAAAGACAGAAAGUGUCGGCUCCUGCUAAGAAAGAAGAGUCAAAAUCCAAGUUUGACAGCUCUCCCUCUGAGCCAGCUCUCAGCUCUGUGGGCGAGGUGGCACCGGAAACUCUGCCCGAAAGCACCUCCGAGCCGGACCCUGGGGGCACACCCCAGGCCCCAUCGGAGAGGAGGUGCUUCCCCGGGGCUCCCGGAGACGGCCGCCCUGAGCCCUCGGCCCAGGAAGGGCCUUCCUGCCCAGCGUCCUGUGGGGGCGCGGUGCUCACCACUGUCACCAUGUCUGGCCGAGACCCCAGGACUGCCCAGAGCACCGUGAGCACAGCCCUGACCCCCGCAGCCGCCCUCCCGGACAGCACCCGCCUGGCAGAGCCACAGCAAGAGGCUGCGAAGCCUGCUGCGCCCCCUGUGCUGGUGCCCAAGUCCAUUCUGGCCAAGCCGUCCUCGUCCCCCGAGCCCAGAUACCUGCUGUCAGUCCCGCCAUCCCCGAGCAUCAGCGCCGCGGAGUCCCGGUCCCCUCCGGAAGGAGACACGGCCCUCUUCCUCUCUCGCGUCAGCACCAUUUGGAAAGGAUUUAUUAACAUGCAGAGUGUAGCAAAGUUUGUCACUAAGGCUUACCCCGUCUCUGGAUGUUUUGAUUAUCUCAGUGAGGACCUGCCCGACACGAUUCACAUUGGUGGACGGAUCGCACCGAGGACUGUGUGGGAUUAUGUCGGCAAACUCAAGUCUUCCGUGUCCAAGGAGCUGUGUCUGAUCCGGUUCCAUCCCGCCACGGAGGAGGAGGAAGUGGCCUAUAUCUCUCUCUACUCCUAUUUUAGCAGCCGCGGCCGCUUUGGCGUUGUCGCUAAUAACAGCAGGCACAUCAAGGACCUCUACCUGAUCCCCCUGAGUGCCGAGGACCCUGUUCCAUCCAAGCUCCUGCCCUUCGAGGGACCAGGUCUGGAGUCACCACGUCCAAACAUCAUCCUUGGGUUAGUGAUCUGUCAAAAAGUCAAGCGCCCUUCGAGUGCUGGGGAACUGGACAAGACGGAGGAGAAGCGGGCCCGGCUGCAGACGCCAGAGGAAGCCGACGUGCCGGCGCACCCCAAGACGCCUCCGGCCUCACAGUCUGAGAAGAAACCCCCCAAGUAUCAGCUCAGCUCUGGGGACACUGCCGGCAGCACCACGCCACCAGGGUCCCCCCCACCCCCGCCUCCUCUGCCAGAACCUCCAGCUCCAUCUGCAGCACUGAGAUCCCUGGCGGCCCUCAAGCCAGGAGCCGCCCACCCCGUCCCAGCAGCAAGCGCACCAGCAGCUGCCCCCGCAGCCGCUUCCUCCACCUCUAAAGCAGCUUCGCCCCUGGAACACAUCUUGCAGACUCUGUUCGGAAAGAAGAAGGCGCUUGACCCCCCAGCCGCGGAGCCCGGGGGCCCUGCCUGCACCUCCCGCCCCGACACCGAGGCCAAGGCUGAGGGCGGGCUGCCGGCAGCGCCUCUGCUGGACCCCAUCGUUCAGCAGUUUGGUCAGCUCUCCAAAGAGAAGGCUCUCGAGGACGAGGAAGACGACAGGCCCUAUGACCCUGAGGAGGAGUACGGGCCAGACCGGGCCUUCGAGACACAGCCCGGGGGCCGAGGGAGCCGGCAGGACGUGGCCUCGGAGACCACCGAGAGGGAGGAGGUGGCCUAUGACCCAGAGGAUGAGACGAUCUUGGAAGAAGCCGCAGUGACCAUCGAAGACCUGCCCCGCAGGAUGUGCGCAGCUGCCGGGGAGGCCUCCGCGGAGAGGCCGGCCGGGCUCAGCGCCUCUGCCCCCUCCCUGGCCGAGCAGCAGCAGAUGAUCGAGGAGCUCAACAGGCAGAUCGAGGAGCAGAGGCGGCAAGUGGAGCAGCAGGAGGAAGCCCUCAGACAGCAGCGGGCCGCCGUCGGGGUCUCCAUGGCGCACUUCUCCGUGUCCGACGCGCUCAUGUCGCCGCCGCCCAAGGCCUCGCUGCCCAAGGCCGCGCUGUUCCCGCAAGACCAGCAGGCUGCCGGCAGGCCAGUUGUGCCCCCCACCAGCCAGGGGCCAGGCCCUGGCGCCGACCCCCGGCAGAGCCGGGACCCCCGACAGGCCCGGCGGCUGGCUGCGGAGAGCAGCGAGAGCGAGGGCUCCAAGGCCCCCGCCAGCAGCACGCCCGGCGCCCCGCCCGCCCGAGAAGCCCCCAGUGGGGCUGCUGCUGCUCAGGGGCCUGCACCCACCCCGGAGGAAAAGGAGCCCACCCCUCCGUCCUGGGCUGCAAGUGACGAGGCUGCCCUGCCAGCCAAGCAGGAGGGCCCCCCAGGGGAGCCCUCGGAAAGCCAGGGCCCGCCGCCCACAGAGAGCGGCCCUCCUGGGGCAGGUGGCCUCGGCCCCGCCCGGCCUGCCCGAAAGGUCCUGCUGCCCACACCGCCCAGCACCGCCUUCCAGCCCAACUUCCCGGUGCCCGGCGAAGGGCAGAGCUUCGGCUCUCCCGCAGGGAGGGACCCUUUCUCCAGCCAGGCCUGUACAUCUCAGGACAGCUCCUUCGGCUCCUCCCCUUAUGAGGCCCCAAGAAAUGCCCUCUUUGCUGAGAAAGGUGACCGUUUGGCUGUUGAAACUGAAGGAGACAGAGAUCCACAGUGCAGACCUGGCGAGGGGCCCGCUCCAUUCCCCCCACCUGGACAGAAAGGGGCCCCCCAGUUCCAGGGCCAGCGUGAGCCCACACCCCGCACUUUCGGAACAUCGGGACUUCAUGGCCCCAGCUUCCCGGGACCACGGGGGCCGGUGCCUCCAUUUUCAGAAGAGAGUAUGAUUUCUAACAACGACGGGCCCAGAGGGCCUCCGCCAGCCAGAUUCGGGGCCCAGAAGGGGCCCAUCCCUUCCUUAUUCUCAGGGCCGCAUGGGCCACCUCCCUAUGGGGACAGCAGGGGCCCCUCCCCCUCUCACCCUGGUGGGCCCAGAGGAGCAGCGCCCCCCCAGUUCGAAGAACGCAAGGAUCCGCACGGGGAGAAAAGAGAAUUCCAGGAUGCCCCCUACAAUGACAUGGCUGGGCCUCCUGCCCAGUUUGAAGGACCAGAACAAGGCCUGCCAGUGGGGAACAGAGGUGCAGCCCCUUUCCAGUUUGGAGGCCCACGGAGGCCUCUGCUGGCACAGUUUAAAGGACCCCGAGGAGGCCCUCCCUCUCAGUUUGGGGGUCAGAGAGGACCACCGCCUGGCCAUUUUGUGGGCCCAAGAGGGCCACAUCCUAGUCAGUUUGAAAGCGUGCGCGGUCCCCAUCCCAAUCAGUUUGAUGGACCCAGAGGCCAAGCACCCAAUUUCAUGCCAGGACCCCGGGGAAUGCAGCCUCAACCAUUCGAAGAGCAGAGGGUGAACUCCCCUCCCAGAUUUUCAAAUCAGAGGGCCCCAGCACCCCUUCAGUUUGGUGGACCAAGGGGGUCUGUGCCUUUUCCUGACAAAAGUGAGCCCGCCCCUCCCCGGUUCCACUUUCAGGGACAGUCCCCACAAGUGAUGAAGCCAGCGCCCAGGCCCCUGCUGGAGCUGCCCAGCCACCCACCACAGCACCGCAAGGACCGGUGGGAUGAGGCCGGCCCCGCGCCCAACCUGCCCCCUGGAGCUCCGGGCCCAGCCCCUGAGGCAGAGGCCCAGUGGGCCCCGUCCAAGGGCCCAGAGUACAGAAACCAGGCCGGGCCCAAAGAGAAGCCGCUGGAGGAGCCCGAGGCGCAGCCUGAGAGCCGGCAGGGCCGUGCCUUCGAGGACCGGCGGCGGGAGCGGGAGCACGGGAAGCCCUGGGAGCGGGAGCGCGGCAGGAACUGGAGCCGGGAGCGCGACUGGGACCGGGGCCGCGAGUGGGACCGACACCGCGAGAAGGACUCCUGCCGGGAGCGCAGCGCAAACAGGGACCACGAGUGGGACCGGAGCCGGGAGCGGAGCCGGAACAGGGACCGGGACCGGGACCGGAGGCGGGACCGGGACAGGUCUCGAAGCAGGGACCGGGAGCGCGACAAGACCCGGGAGCGCGAGCGAGGCCGCGACCGCAAGGACCGCAGCAAAAGCAAGGAGAGCACGCGGGACCCGAAGGCCGAGGCCGCAGACGCCCCUGCCCACACCUAGGUGGGCCUCAGCCCGGCACCGUCCUUUCAAAAGCCAAGUUCAUAAAAUGUGUUGAACAAAUUGUUUUUGAAGUAGCUAUGAACUUAGGUGAAGAAUAGAGUAUUCUGGACUUCAAAAAUUACUGUAAUUUUGUGUAUAAUGGUUUCUUACAAAAUUUCACAUCUUUACAAUUCUGAUGCUU
Molecule: messenger RNA, 7216 nt
Organism: Molossus molossus (Pallas's mastiff bat)
Lineage: Eukaryota; Metazoa; Chordata; Mammalia; Chiroptera; Molossidae
Gene: DIDO1
Product: death inducer-obliterator 1
Exons: 17
Coding region: 373-7035 (2220 amino acids)
Biological process (GO): apoptotic signaling pathway; positive regulation of DNA-templated transcription; DNA-templated transcription
Cellular component (GO): Set1C/COMPASS complex; nucleus
Source: RefSeq, a predicted model, not a curated record